This is a messenger RNA of Lynx canadensis (Canada lynx), 2930 nucleotides long. RefSeq names its product spindle and centriole associated protein 1 (gene SPICE1). Gene Ontology annotation, cellular component: spindle; centrosome; centriole. The record is from RefSeq and is a predicted model, not a curated record. Gene Ontology annotation, biological process: regulation of centriole replication; mitotic spindle assembly; metaphase chromosome alignment. The coding region runs from base 100 to 2688 and encodes 862 amino acids. Lineage: Eukaryota; Metazoa; Chordata; Mammalia; Carnivora; Felidae. The transcript is spliced from 18 exons.
AUUCCGGAAGUGGCGGGUUACGUUAACCUGUGGCGGGCCCGGCCGUUCUGGAGCCUGAAGUUUUAGUGGCGGUGGAGGCAGCCGUCGGGAAACGGCAAGAUGUCACUUGUCAGAGUGAACCGUUAUGGUACCCGAGGAGGAGGAAGGAAAGCGCUGAAAGUAAAGAAGAAGAAAACGUCAGUGAAGCAAGAAUGGGAUAAUACUGUGAAUGAUCUUACAGUUCAUCGGGCAACUCCUGAGGAUCUGAUACGUCGUCAUGAAAUACACAAAUCAAAGAACAGAGCAUUAGUACACUGGGAACUGCAAGAAAAAGCUUUGAAGAGAAAAUGGAAGAAGCAGAAACCAGAAAUUUCUCAUCUUGAGAGAAGGAGAUUAUCUAUCAUGAGGGAGAUUCUUUCUGAUCAAUACCAGAUGCAGGAUGUUUUGGAAAAAUCUGAUCAUUUGAUGGCUGAAGCAAAAGAUCUAUUUGUUGAUUUUCCUCGUAGGCGCACAGGGUUUCCGAAUGUAACAGUGGCUCCUGAUUCCUCUCAGGGUCCCAUCGUGGUAAAUCAAGACCCUGUCACCCAGGCCAUUCUUAGUGAAUCUGUCAUAGAGCCUCAGGCUCUUAAUGAAGUAGAUGAUGAAGAAGAAGAAGGAACCGUUAACAGCCAGUCUGGAGAAAGUGAGAAUGAAUUGGAUAACUCUAUCAACUCUCUGUCAAAUACGAAUGUAGACAGGUUUCUCCACCAACUAAAGGAAGAUAAUUCUGACUUAAUUAAAAAAUUGUGGACUGAUAUUCAGCAGAAAAUAACAACACAGUCACAAGUAACAACCCUUCCAGAAACUCCAUCAUCUGCUCCUCCAUCAGGGGAACAAAACGCUGCUCUGAAUGCUACCAAUGCUGUCAAGAGAAUCCACACCAGGCUUCAAUCUGAAGAAUCUACUGAGACUCUAGACUCAAGCUAUGUUGUGGGACAAGUGCUGAACUCAAGGAAGCAAAAACAGUUGUUAAAUAAAGUGAAAGGAAAACUGGAUUCUCAUGCUCCUUCCAAGCAGAAAAAGAGCAUACUAACAGCUAGCACAGCCUCCACAGACUUACCAAAUAGCAAUAAUUCCAGCCUGGAUGUCCUCAAACACAUGAUAAAUGAAGUGGAACAUGAAAUGGAAGAAUAUGAACGGUGUACAGGACGUGAGGUCAAGGGACUGCAAAGUAGUCAGGGUCUCACAGGCUUCACUCUGUCUCUGGUGGGCUCCCUCUGUCGCCUGGUUCGGUACCUUAAAGAGAGUGAGCUCCAACUGCGUAAAGAAGUGGAGACAAGGCAGCAACUGGAACAAAUGUUAGGUGAUCAUCGAGAGCUCAUUGAUGCUCUUACAGCUGAAAUUCUUCUUCUCAGAGAAGAAAAUACCACAACCCAGGCAAGGCUUCAGCAGUACAUGGUCACAACAGAUGAGCAACUUAUAUCGCUCACACAUGCCAUGAAGAACUGUCCUGUGAUAAAAAGCAAUGAAGAAAAUCAGGCAUCAGAAAGGGGAUCUACGAGUAGGAAAAUUAUAGACAGUCCAGAGUGCCCAGCUGUAAAUGCUGAUGUCUCUGUGCCGUUGGUGUUCCGAGGGGAAGAAGUGGCUGCAUUGGCACAGGAAGACUUGCCUGUUAAACUGUCUCAGGUGCCAGCCCCGCCGGGUAGUGCGAACGUGGCCACCAGUUUUCCGGCACAUGUAUUUGAGCCAGCUGUGUUGUUAACACCACCCAGGCAGAAGAGCAGCUCCGGAUUCUCUCCCUUGCAGGAAGUAUUGAGGAGGACUGUUCAAACUCGCCCUGCUCCACAAAUUCCUCCAACUGUGGAAAUAAUUGAGAAGGAACAAAAUUGGGAAAGGAAGACUUUACCUACUGGCACAGACAAUCAGAAUCCAAAUGAAGAAAGUCACCUCUUCACUCAGAGGUGGAGGGUCUCUCACAUGGGGGAAGAUCUGGAGAACAAAGUCCAGGCUCCUUUUGUUAACCUCUCACAGCCCUUCUAUAGUUCCCAUUCACACACUCAGCAGGCCAGAAACCCCGAGUUCUCAGAAGAGCCCCCAGUACUGGGAGAGGGGCAACAGCUUAGAGCAAAUGAGGCAUUAACACAAAGAAAGGACAUCAUGGCCCGGAUCGCAGAGUUGACACUGCAGAACUCAGCUAUCAAAGCACAUCUGAAUAAUAUUAUUGGGCCAGGAGGAGAGCAAGGGGAUGGACUUCGGGAAUUAAACAAACAAGAGACCAGUCAUGCAAGCGACGUGGCUGCAACUUAUCCAACAACACAGCCUUUCACACCAAGUAGCAUGGAGGAACGGAUUGCAGAAUUGAAUCGGCAGAGUAUGGAGGCUCGUGGAAAACUCUUGCAGUUAAUAGAGCAACAGAAACUUAUUGGUUUGAAUCUUUCUUCCCCACCAGUAUCACCUAUUCCAUCACCUCUCAGAGCAUGGACUGAAGGAGGAAAGAGGACGAUUGAAGUAUCCAUUCCAGGAGCAGAAGCCCCAGAAAGCUCAAAAUGCAGUACUAUCUCUCCUACCAGUGGGAUAAAUUCAAGAAGGUCUUCAGGGGCUACUAGUAAUUCUUGUUCUCCAUUAAACGCCACCUCAGGAAGUGGGCGAUUCACUCCUGUUAAUCCAAGAGCAAAGAUUGAGAAGCAAAACGAAGAAGGCUGGUUUGCUCUUUCUACCCACGUGUCAUAAAUGAAGUUAGUUGUACAGUUUGUUCUUGGUAGCAUGUUCUUGAACUUCCACUCCCAUAUCCCUGCCCCUGCUUGCAAGUUUUCAUGUCCCUUUAGAUAAAACCUUCAAAGAUCUUGUGACUUAGUACUUAUGGAACAAAGAAUAAAGCAGUUAUUUCAGUUUGGACCUUUGCAAAUAAAUUUCCAACAACUAACCAACGUACAACCUCCUUUGAAUAAAAUUUUGACUAUAGGAAAAUUGAA